Molecule: messenger RNA, 606 nt
Organism: Caenorhabditis briggsae
Lineage: Eukaryota; Metazoa; Nematoda; Chromadorea; Rhabditida; Rhabditidae
Exons: 4
Coding region: 1-606 (201 amino acids)
Source: RefSeq, a predicted model, not a curated record
AUGCAAAGUUCUGGAAUGAACGAGAAGAAAAUCGAUAACAACUAUCACCCCAAAUAUAAUUUGAACAACCUUGCCACUCUUCCUGCGCCAAUUUCCGGCAAAGAACAGCAAUCAGAAAACCGAGAAGUUUCAUUAGGUUCGAAGCCAAACACAGAAGUCAUAGAACAUUUAAAGAAAGAGUUGGCACAUCUUCCAUUGGAAACGAUAUUGAGCCUCUUCUCCAUGCACCAAAACGAUCUCGAUGCCACUAUUCUUGCUGGAAAGGAGCUGUUCAUUCCCAAAUACGCCCCAGAAAAUGUCCAGAACAUUAUCAAUGCCAAUAUCGCUUUUGAAAGAGAAGAGAUGACGGCAACAACUAAGAAGCGUAGACAUUUUUACUUGGAGAAGCAGCUACGCGGUUGUGUCGACUCCAAAGAUCUAGUCAAAUGCUAUUACGACACAAAGAAUCAGAAGAAUAAUGGAGAUUGGAGGAGAGAACAAAAAUCGGAAGAAGAAAUUUCAGAAGAACUCCGGAAAAAGCUGGCGGAUAGUGGAAUUGAGAUAAUCAGUCAGAAAAAGAAAGAGACGAUGCCAAAGAAGCGAGGACGUGGAAGACAAGCGCUCUGA